This is a messenger RNA of Cucurbita pepo subsp. pepo (vegetable marrow), 6086 nucleotides long. The record is from RefSeq and is a predicted model, not a curated record. NCBI's taxonomy places the organism in Eukaryota, Viridiplantae, Streptophyta, Magnoliopsida, Cucurbitales, Cucurbitaceae.
UCUGCCACCUAUUCCGCCAUUCUCACCUCCGUCACUCUCGUCUUCGGUUUAUCUCUGCAACGCGAGAAACACUAGCUGACCAUCAAAGAAAAUCAAAGAAAAUCAAAGAAAAUCAAAGAACAGCGAAGAAACCGGAUGAUUUGAUCGCACCUUCCCCAAGUCGAUCAUGGCUCAUACUCAGCUAAUCGACUCCCUCACAUCCCACAUCUCCCUCUACCAUUCCACAUCCUUUCUCAUGAACCAUGAUUCCAAACUCAGGUCCUCCAUCCGUAGAUGGUUCUCUUCUCUCACCGUUCACCAACGCCAAGCUCAUCUCACCGUCGUUGAUUUCAAAUUCGUUCAAAUCCUCAUCCAAAUGGUGGCACGAGUUCGCAGACUAGGACAUGGUUUCUUUAUCCUACUCCCCGACGUUCCAUCCAGCGAUCCUCUGCAAUUGCCCGGUUUAUGCUUUAAGAAGUCGCGCGGGCUUUUGUCUCGCGUCUCUGAGUCCAGCGAGUCUGAGAGGAUGAUUUUUGAGUCCUGUCGUUUAUUCGGUUCCAGGGAAGGUGAUAAGCUCGAGGAAUGUUCUUGCUCGUUAAAGAAUAUCGAUUCUUUAACUGUAAGCGAGGAAUUCGUCGCGAAUGUGGAUAAAUUUUUCAAGGUGAUGGAUGUAGUUUCAAAUGGGUGGUUUUUGAGAGGUGAAGGGGAUGACCUGACGUCCGAUUGGGCUGAAUUAAAUUGGUUAAAAGCGAAAGGGUAUUACAGUAUUGAGGCGUUUGUCGCAAAUCAGUUGGAGGUGGCUUUGAGAUUGGCAUGGAUGAACUUGAAUACUGGAAAAAAAAGAUCGGUGAAGCUCAAAGAGAAGGCUAGGGCAACUGGCAUGGCGACAAACGUGUUUUGGAGGAAGAAGGGAUGUGUGGACUGGUGGGAUAAAUUGGAUGCUUCGUCAAGGGAAAAGCUUUUGACUUCAAUGCUAGGAAAAUCAGCAAAACAAUUGAUACAUGAGAUUCUGAGGUGGACAAGUGGACUUGCGGAGCAUGAGAUGGGGCUCUUUAGUGCCGAAUGGAAUAAACCAUUUAGGUACAAUUGUACUAUAUCUCCAUCAAGGUCCAUGUUAGCAUCCCAAGCGGACCUGCAUAUAGACUUCAACAUUAUUCCAGCUACACAUUCUGGAAAACCUUCUUCCUUAUCCAACAUAUUUAGAAAAUUGCUUGUGCUUCAGGAUAUUGUUACGAUGGUAUCUUCGUGUCUUCAUGAUGAAUACUAUAAGAGUAAUCUCUUUUACAGCACUUUGGGUUCUAUCUGUGCCAUCCCUGAUUGUAUAUUAAGAAAAUUGCGGGAAUUUCUUAUGUUUAUUUCACUUGAUUGCACAAAACUUGAACUUCUAGGAGAGGGGAAUAGUAAGUCCUUGCCUAGUAAAUCAACAGAGAAUCUAGGUGCUUCCCGUCGAAGGAAAAAGGGAAAGAGCCGGAAAUCACAGAAUCCUGUGCCGAAGGCAUGUGUAGGUGAUUUAUCAUGCAAUAAAUUUCAUAAGCCUCAGGAUUUUGACAAGGAGUGUGCUCAUAAAGGGAGAGAAGAUAUGAUGGAAUCCACAAUGCCUAUUUUGUCCAAGGGAAAUGAUAGUUGCAGAGAAAUGUCAGCAGAUGUAUCAAAAACGGUACAUGACCAUAUAAUGAGUGUUGGAAAAAAUCAAGGUACUACAAGGAAGAAGAAAAAACACAAAAGUAAAAACUUUGGUGGGAACAACAGAUUAGUUGAAAUAAUACCUUCUGAAGGGCCAACCGCUAAAUUCUCCUCUCCAUCUUUUAGUUCUCAGGAUCAGGUAGCAGAGUUGGAUAACAUGUUCAGAAAACCUUUCAUUUCAAAUAUCAAGAAUGAUAGUUCAAAUAAUUAUGACAGUUUAACUUCAAACUCAAGUCCUAUAGUUCCCUCUAGUGAGCCUAAUCGAGAGUAUAACAGUAACCAAAAUGUUGAAGUACAUGAAAUUUCUGGGCUAACGGAAUCUGUCUGUCACGUUGGUCCUGGAGAAUCUCAGUUCCCAAAAGGAAUAAUUGAAAAUGAAUGCGUAUCAUCUGCAUUAGUUCCUUCUCAUUUGCCUUCAUUGGAGCUAAAGAAUAUUGUCAAAAGUGAUGUCAAUGUGAAUGGCUCUGUGCGAUCUUGUGAAUUACGAGAAAAAUCAUCUUUGUUAGAUAAACUUCCGAGAACUUUUGAUAUACAGGAGAAAUCAUGCCUAUCUCGAGAUCAAUUUAGUGGUGACAUUUGUAAUACUAGGACCUUGAAUUCUUCGUUCAAUUCACAUCUCCCGCCUGCUACUGAUAGAUUACAUUUAGAUGCUGGUCAUAAUUGGCACAAUCAUUUCCGUCGGUCUUUCACACCUGCAAUGCAUCAACCAAGAAGUUCUUCUGUUAAAGGUGGUUGCAAUCCAAUUCUGACUCGACCACUGUUAAUGAGUCUAGAUUGGCCCCCUGUCUUACGAAGUGCUUCUGGCUUGGCUUCAACAAUGACGUCAAAUCAUGAUUUUGGGUUUCUUCCUAGGAGACAAUCUACUUUUCGGCAGGGGUUCCCUACUAACAGCAAUCAGAUUAGUACGGAAGAUGAAAAGUACUCUGGUAAUCUCACUGAUUUUCCUGAUUUGUCAAAUAAUCAGGACCUAGCAGAUGAGUGUGAUGGAAACUGGAUAUCGGAGGAAGAAUUGGAAAUGCAUGCAGUUUCUGGGUUAGACUACAAUCAGUAUUUCGGUGGUGGUGUUAUGUACUGGAAUCCUUCUGAUCACCAUGGGACAGGGUUUUCUCGACCUCCUUCUCUUAGUUCUGAUGAUAGCUCAUGGGCUUGGCGUGAAGCUGACAUGAAUCGGACUGUUGAUGAUAUGGUUGCUUUCUCUUCUUCUUACAGUAAUGGAUUGGCAUCCCCAACUGCUACGUCAUUCUGUUCUCCUUUUGAUCCACUGGGAUCUGGAAAACAGGCGCUUGGUUAUGUGGUGCAAGGACCUGAUCUACCCACCAACAUGCUUCAUUCCUCACUGACUAUGAAUGAUUCGGUGACAGAGGAGGAUGCUCCUAGAUCUUUGGCAAAUUUGCCUAGUGAUGUUGAAGGGAAGACAGGAGACUCACAUCCAUUUCCAAUGUUGCCGCCUAUUGUUAUUCCAAAUAUGUCAAGGGAAAGAUCAAGAUCUGAGUUCUGCCAUGGUUUUGACCAUAAAAGCCCAUGCAUCCCUCCCACUAGGAGAGAGCAAUCUCGAGUAAAGCGACCACCAUCUCCUGUAGUUCUUUGUGUUCCACGGGCACCAAUACCACCUCCACCUUCUCCUGUAAGCGACUCCAGGAAGCACAGGGGAUUUCCUACUGUUAGAUCUGGUAGCUCAAGUCCAAGGCAUUGGGGUGUAAAGGGUUGGUAUCCUGAUGGAACUAAUUUGGAAGAAGCAUGCUUACAUAUUGACGGUGCUGAAGUUGUCUGGCCUACUUGGAGAAAUAAAAGUAAUUCUAAUUGCUCGACAGUUCAACCUUUAUCAUUAAUAGCAAUGUCCCAGAUAGCUCUCGAUCAGGAGCAUCCAGAUGUUGCGUUUCCUCUCUUUCCCCCAACAACAAGCUGUCCUGUAAAAAAGGAAUCUCUUUCUUUGAUGCAUAGCCGCCUAAAUGAUGAGAUCAACUCUUUCUGCAAGCACGUUGCUGCAGAAAACAUGACUAAGAAGCCUUACAUCACAUGGGCUGUUAAACGGGUCACGCGGUCCCUUCAAGUCUUAUGGCCCAGGUCCAGGACAAACAUUUUUGGUUCAAAUGCAACAGGUUUAUCCCUUCCCACGAGUGAUGUGGACCUUGUGGUUUGUCUGCCUCCAGUGAGAAAUCUGGAACCUAUUAAGGAAGCUGGGAUCCUAGAGGGGCGUAAUGGUAUUAAAGAAACCUGCCUUCAGCAUGCAGCCAGAUAUCUUUCCAAUCAGGAAUGGGUAAAAAGUGAUUCCUUAAAGACGGUGGAAAAUACUGCUAUACCUAUUAUCAUGCUUGUUGUUGAAGUUCCCCACGAUCUCAUUGCUUCAUCCACUUCAAAUAUGCAAUCAUCCAAGGAGGAGUCCUCUGCCGUAUCUGGGGAACAAGAUGUCAACCUUCUUAAUGAUAUGGCUAGUUUAGAAGAUUCUGCGCUGCAAAAAUGUUUGGUGGUGAAAAAUGAUUCCUCAUCUAGCACCAAGUCAGUUCGUAUUGACAUCAGUUUCAAGACUCCAUCACAUACGGGACUCCAAACUUCUGGGCUGGUUAAGAAGCUGACUGAACAAUUUCCAGCUACUAUACCUUUGGCGUUGGUAUUAAAAAUGUUUUUGGCAGAUCGUAGUCUUGAUCAGUCCUAUUCUGGCGGCUUAAGUUCUUACUGUUUGGUAUUGUUGAUUGUACGCUUUCUCCAGCAUGAACAUCAUCUUAGCCGUCCUAUCAACCAAAACUUUGGGAGCCUUUUAAUGGACUUCCUUUACUUCUUUGGGAAUGUCUUUGAUCCUCGUCAAAUGCGUAUUUCAAUACAGGGGAGUGGAGUCUAUAUUAAGAGAGAAAGGGGAUAUAGCAUUGAUCCUUUACAUAUUGAUGAUCCUCUUUUCCCCAUGAAUAACGUUGGACGAAAUUGUUUCCGUAUUCAUCAAUGUAUCAAGGCUUUUUCAGAAGCUUAUUCUAUUUUAGAGAGUGAGCUGAUAUCCCUUAAUGAUAAUGGUGAUUCUAGUUCAGAUGCAACUAAUAGUGUGCUGCAGAAAAUAAUCCCUAGCAUUGAUUUAUCAUAAGGGAAAAAAAGACUUUAUGGUGCAUCUUCAUUCAUGCCUUUUUUCUGAAUCUCAAGCUGGAAAGAAAUGCUCAUAUCUUCCUAGAUAAGCAACAAAACACACACGUUUAUUGAAUCUACUUCAUAUCUUUCUUUAUCGUGGAGCCAUCCUCCCCCCCACCCCCAAUUUUGAUAAUGUGCAUCACACGGGACCGUAUCCUAUCCUUCAGUUUAAUGAUGGGUUUGUCCACUUAUCAACGAGGUGGAAGUGCCGCCCACGGCAAUAGGGGUCAAAACUGGUUAUUCAGGUAGGACCCGUAAGAGGCGGGGUUUCGUCCACUUGCUUGCCCGGCGUUCUAUCUCCACAACAAUUGAGUUGGUGAUCAUCAUUUUGUCCCCACUGAAAUCUUUCUUUGAUGGUGGCUGUCAUCUCAGCAAGCAGGACUGCUGCUUUGCUUAAUCGUACCAAUUACGGCAAGCUCCAUCUGAGCACCUGUCAUACGAGCUCUCUGGCUGCACCUGUAAUGAGCUCAUUUGAGAGGCAGCUCCAUUUUCACCAUUUUUCCCCUCUCGGUUCAUCUGUACUCUGUAUACCUUAAGCUGAAAAAGCAUACCCCUUGAAACCAAAUACUGAAUUACUGUCUCAGACGUAAUGGCCGUCCUGUGAUCCCUUGGUUGAUGCAGAAGAUAGUUGUACGUAAGGAAUUUGGAGAAUGUAGACAAGACGCUGUUUUCAUGGAUGAUCCGGACUUUUCGUUGUUCAUCUAUAGCCAGAUUUUGUUUGCAUAUCUCCUUGAUCAAGCUCAGUGGUCUGCACGUGGAUGACAAGGCAUGGCUGCUGGAAGAGGAACACCAAAAGUGGACCGAGUAAAUAAAAGAACACUAAGGAACACAGCUUGCUUUCGUGAUUGUAUCAUUAUGCUACACGGUACAAAAAAUGGGUUGCUAUCUAAAUGGACAAAACACGGUACUAUGAUUACACCGAACAUCACGGUUUUGGAAGAUGAAAAGAAGAAAAGAAGAAAAGAAGAAAAGAAGUGGACCAUAUAAGAUGUAUAUUGACAGCUUAGGGGAUGUGUUUGAUCAUUGCUUGUGAAGUAGCUCUCUUUCUAAAGUUUGCAUUCACAAAACUUGUAAAGAUAGCAUCCACCUCCAAAACUACACGGAGUAAAUCUCGACUGUAAUAGUUAGUUUGGGAUUUCAAUAUGUACUGAGAAUUUAACAAUGUAUUAAAAGAGACAGAGCCCCAUUGACCGCAACUAUAUUAUUCAUCCUUCAUCCAUAUGGAGCCUGAUUCCUAUGUAUUUGGUAGAUAUUUGUAAAGAUCUAAUAGAGAGAUAUAUGAUAGAUAUUUGGUAAAGAUUGAUAGAGAUAAA